AUGCCGCAAGAUAAUAUUAGAAUUGCUGUUCUAAGCGGUGGAACUGCUACAAACGAGCUUGUCUCGUUAUUCAAAUCUGUUUCUGCAAAUAUCACAUACAUUCUACCCAUUCUGGAUAAUGGUGGUUCUACAUCGGAAUUGAUACGUAUAACGGGAGGGCCGGCUAUUGGAGAUAUAAGAUCUCGUUUGACAAGACUUAUUCCCGAGAAUCAGGAACCAUUGAGGAAAUUGCUUAGUUUCAGGUUGUCUUCAGAUCCCCGAGAAGCGAAGACCCAGUGGAAUGAGAUAGUCGACGGAACUCAUUUAUUAUGGGCAAAUAUAGACCCUUCGACUAGAGAGAUAUUUAGAGCUUUUUUCAUACAUGUUCACAGUGACCUUUUGAAGAGAUCCAAGCACCUGUUCUCAUUGCACACGAACAAGAGACAAUUUAGAUACGAGCUAGCUAAUGUGGGGAACCUCUUUUUGACAGGGGGGAGACUUUUUAUCGGUUCAUUAGACUCAGCAAUAGAGUUAUUUGCUCGUUUAACUGGCAUAGAUGCCGAUACUCAGGUUUUACCGUGUCUUAAUACAAACUUUACGUACCACAUUACCGCCUUGUUAGAGAAUGGCUCAAUUAUAACUGGCCAAUCCCAAAUUUCCCACCCAUCUGAAUCUGACACUAAGGUAGAUAUUCACCCUCCUCCUAUCCAUGCAUCGCAUCCUGGAACUCCGCAAGAAGGAUUAACCAAUAACUCUGAAUCAGUUUUUUUCCUUGGGACUAACGAUCCCGCUCAUGUGAACUAUAACGAUGCAAAUAGUAUUGUAUCUGAUAUGUCUGAUAACUCAUCGGAUGAAGAGUCUGGUCAUGUUCCACAAUAUACUCACCCGGCGCUAAAGAAAUCUCAAUUGCAUUUUAAUAAAUCUGAUCAUAUCGAGCCUUUGCCAUCUCCAGUUGAACGUAUAUAUUAUAUUUCUCCCUAUGGAGAGGAAAUUUGCCCUACUGCAAACAGUAGAGUAACUAAUAGUUUAGCAAGUGCUGACGUGAUAGUCUAUUCCAUCGGUUCAUUAAUGACGAGUAUCAUACCUAUAGUCAUUUUGAAAGGGGUGGGGAAAGCCAUUGCGAAUGAUAUGCUUCAAGAGAAAGAAGGAAGAAAGAAAAAGCGGAUAUUAUUGUUAAAUGGAAUGAAUGAUAGGGAAACUUACGGCAUGACUGCUGCUGAUUUUGUCAAAGCGAUCGUUAACCUGGCUACUUACUCACUAAGCGAAAGUAGAAUCAAAUCUACAUCUAAUAUCGAAGAAGUCACCAAUCAAAUCCAAUGGAACAAAUAUAUUACUCAUUUAUUUUACAUGAAAGAUCCAAAAAUAGAAGUGGACCAGGAGUAUUUGGAAACGAAGAAGAACAUUUCAUGCAUAGAGGUUAAACGGGAAGAGCAUCAAGACUACUAUGACUUGAAUGAUUUAGAAGCUAAAUUAAAGCAAAUAUCUUACGAUAAUUAG
This is a messenger RNA of Debaryomyces fabryi, 1476 nucleotides long. RefSeq lists its product as uncharacterized. NCBI's taxonomy places the organism in Eukaryota, Fungi, Ascomycota, Pichiomycetes, Serinales, Debaryomycetaceae. Bases 1 to 1476 code for a protein of 491 amino acids. Gene Ontology annotation, molecular function: LPPG:FO 2-phospho-L-lactate transferase activity. The record is from RefSeq and is a predicted model, not a curated record. The transcript has a single exon.